Rotaria sp. Silwood1 is the source of this 1754-nucleotide messenger RNA. The record is from the annotation of a GenBank genome assembly. Lineage: Eukaryota; Metazoa; Rotifera; Eurotatoria; Philodinida; Philodinidae.
AUAUAGAGAAAUAAAAAUAUAAGAUGAAUAAAACAAUGGAAAAGUGAUGAAAGAACUUUCUUUGAAAGUUUAUUAUGAAAACUUCAACAUUUGAUUCUCUUGUCUAUGGAUUGUCGUUUGAUGAAUAUAAUAGAAAUGAAGAGUGUUUACAUUUUGUCGUAAACUUUCUGAACUUUUUCGAAAAUAAAGAUUCGUUUCAAAUAUUUCAAAACUAGUGUUGCAUCUAUGAGGUUCGGAAUGAUUAGAAAAAGUUGAUAAGGUUUUUCUCAUGUUUUAUACGUUGAUUCUGUUGUUUUUAUGGAAAUCAGAUUGCAUGAAAUUGUAUCGAACAUAUCUUAAAGUGUCGAUCGUUUGAUCCUCGAACACAAAUUUCUUAUUUCAUUAUUGAAAUUUUAUCAGUAGUUCUUAACUGAGAUUUCAUUUCAAAAAGAGAGUUGGCAACAUUCUGUUGAUCUUCAUCUUCGGAAAAAUAGUUGAAGCGAAAAGUCCGAUUUAAUCAAUUUUAAAGGAACAUUCUCUGUAAAGUAUUCAAAAUGAAAAUUCGAUUUCCACCGAGACUAACAGACAGUCAAUUGUUUACAACUGAUGGCGAAAUGAAAAGAAAUCUCGAUCUUUAAUUCGAAAGUUCAAAUAUUAAUCGUCAUUUCAAAUAUCAGAACAACAAGAUCACUAUUAAGGCUUUGUUUAUUUUGAAAAUAAAGUAAAACUGUUAUUUCUCUCUAUUGGUUUCCCAGUCAAACUUCUCUACUUCGAAUAUCGGUUCUUAUCGACGUAUGCUGAUCUAACGUGAACGAACAAAAUUGUCUUUUGUUUCAGCACCAUUACUAUCCAAGGUAAAUUUAAAUGUCAAUGCACGAUGGAUACAGUGUGGAAUCACUGUAGCUGGCGGAAAUGGAUACGGUAGUAAUAUUAAUCAGCUAUACUACCCAUGGGGUUUGUGUGUUGAUGAAGAUCAAACUGUCUACAUUACUGACUCUUGGAAUCAUCGUAUUAUAGAGUGGAAAUGUGGUGAAACGACUGGUCGAGUUGUGGCUGGUGGAAAUGGACCCGGAAACUGUCCUCAUCAAUUGAAUGGUCCGUACGAUGCGAUUAUUGAUAAAGAAAGCGAUAGUCUUCUCAUCUGUGAUUACAAAAAUAAAAGAGUUGUUCGAUGGCCUCGUCAAAAUGGUACACAUGGAGAAACAAUCAUCUCAAAUGUUGGAUGUUGUGGCUUGACAAUGGGCGAUGAUCGAUUUCUCUAUGUUGUCGAUCAGGAUAAACAUGAUGUCAGACGUUAUCGAAUAGGAGAAAGCCAAGGAACGCUAGUUGCAGGUGGAAACGGACCAGGUGAUCGACUUGAUCAAUUGAAUAAUCCUAGAUACGUAUUUGUCGACAGAGAUCAUUCAGUCUACGUAUCAGAUUCUAAUAAUCACCGUGUAAUGAAGUGGAUGAAAGAUGCUAAACAAGGUAUUAUUGUAGCUGGUGGUCAAGGGCAAGGAAAUAGUCUUGCACAAUUAACAAAUCCAUAUGGUAUCGUCGUCGAUCAGUCCGGUAUUAUCUAUAUAGCUGAUUAUUCGAAUCGUCGAAUUAUGCGUUGGUAUCAAGGUGUCACACAGGGAAGUGUUAUCAUUCGCGAAAAUGGUCAUAGAAAUCAAUCAAAUAAACUUUCUGGUCCUGUCGGUUUGUCAUUUGAUCGACAAGGAAAUCUCUAUGUCACUGAUAGUGGAGAUCAUCGCGUACAGAAGUUCAAUAUUGAUCAAAGUUGCAUUUUUUAA